Messenger RNA from Lycium ferocissimum, 3009 nucleotides. RefSeq lists its product as uncharacterized. The record is from RefSeq and is a predicted model, not a curated record. The coding region runs from base 358 to 2553 and encodes 731 amino acids. The transcript has 7 exons. NCBI's taxonomy places the organism in Eukaryota, Viridiplantae, Streptophyta, Magnoliopsida, Solanales, Solanaceae.
ACUACUGAAAAUAGUUUUUUGGUUUUAAUGAGUAACAACUACUACUGCUUCUAAGUCCCAAGCAAGUUGGAGUUUAGCUAUAUGAACUCUCAUGCCCAUUUUGCUUCAUUCAAUAUUAUAUAAUACAUUUAGUCCGCGUUUGGACAUAAGAAUUGUGAAAUUUGAAGAAAAAGCAGUAGUGUAUGUUUUCAAGUUGAAAAUAGUAUUUGGAAAUUGGAGUUGUUUUUGAAUUUUUGUGAGUGAUUUGGAGUGAAAAUUGUGAAAACAACUUUUUUGGAGUUUUUCGAAUUCCGUAAUUCAAGUUGAAUAUAAGUUCUCUGGGAUAACAUAAAUGCAAGGUAGACUGCAAUCAAAUAUAUGAUCUCGGAAGCCCUCCAACAAUCUUUCAUGGAUACCAAGCGUAGCACAUCAAAUCUACCAUGGAUAUGGGUGAUCGAAACAUUGGCAACUUCCAAUGAGAUAGACACAUCUUUACUCAUCGAUUUGGUUAAGCGAACUCCUGAAGUUUCUGAUGAUGAUAUGGGGAGAAAUGCGAGGGAACUAGUCUCCUUGAGAGUUUUAGAGUCCUUGUCUGUCCAGGAAGUCUCAAAUGCAUCAAAUAAUGAUGCUUCAGUUCCCAGUGAUAAAAUUGAAUUGGAUCGAUCAGUGCGCUGUGAAGAUGUCCUCCGCCACUUAUUUUUGGGGGUCUUAUCAGAUCGAAAAAUGGCUGGGCCAGAGGUGUCCAAAUGGGAUGUUCAGUCAUUUAUUACCAAAAAAAGAUCUUGCUUGCCAAAAUGUGCUUUGCAACAAAUUAAGGAUACUAUUGUAGAUACUACCAAUCCUCUUUCUACAUCCUUGAAAGCGAAGAGCGGAUUGAAGGUCGGCAGUCACUCCAGAGAUGGAGAUUGUUUUAAUGCCGUUGAUUCUAAUGGCACCAAGCAGAGUCGUGAAAUAAGAGGCGGUGAUGGUCAACAUGAACAUGUUUUACCAAGUGGGAAUGCAACUCCUUGUCUGGGGGGAAACACGAAUGGCCUGCAAGAAAAUCAACCUAGGACUCUGGUGCUUUCUAAGAGGAGGAUUGACGCCUCUACUGCUCAUGAAGGAGAACAUAUCGAAACUGAACACAUAUCAGAGAACAGUUCUGACACUUGCAUAAAGGCCUCCAAAAGGUGUAAGCAGGAAGUCAUUAGUCCCAGGCACGAUGCACUUCAUGAUUUUGAAUCAUCUCAAAUAGAUGGUGUUGCAACAGAGUUGUCUGCACAAAUUCCCCAAGCUAUUGUCCAAAAAGGGAACUUGGAAAAUGGAGCUCUUGUUGGGGCCUUGGAUGGUAGUUGUGAGGAUGCUGCGUCAAAAAUGGUUAGACAGAACAUUGAUACCUGUAGUCAUGAUGAUCUGUUGCCUGAAAGAAUGAUUUCAGAGGAAAAGAUUCAAAAUGUUGAAAGUAGCAGCAAAGCUUGUGAUGAAUUGAGAACAUCGAGUGGUUCACCACAGCAGGUAAUUCAUCAGGAUUCUCACACUCAUGGAACUGAAGAUCAUCAGGAGUGCAAUCGGGGAAAUUUAUUCAAAGAUGAACCUUCUGAAGUAGCCAAAAAGAAUAUUGUGGGAAGUGAUGAACCUGAGUUCUCUAGUGACAGUGAUGGAUAUCACAAUGAAAAAACUGGCCUUUCUGUAAAGAGAAUCGAUUUUGUUAACUCUCAGUGCGCUCAGGGUCAAGAUUCCUUGACAACUGAAAAUGGUAGAGAGCUCAAUCUUUGUGUGAAAUGCAAUGAAGGUGGGCAACUGUUGAUUUGCAAUUCGGACACCUGCCCAUUAGUGGUUCACCAGAGCUGCUUAGGUUCUGUCCCCAGCUUCGAUAAUGGACGAAACUUUUACUGCCCCUUUUGUGCAUAUUCUCGUGCAAUUUCUGAGAACCUGGAAUGUAAAAAGAUGUCCUCACUUGCAAGGAAAGAUUUGGCUGCAUUCGUUGGUGUUGGAGCUAGGCGACAAUCAAAGAAAUCCUCACAUAGCUCACGUAGAAAAAAAAAGAACGGGUCUAGAGAGGAUGAAGAAUUGUGCCAUGAAAGAAACAAUAAGGACAUUUUGAAUGAUGAGGUCAAAGAAGCCAGGAGUGCUCCAGUCGGUAGAAAUUCUUUGGACGGUAAAAUUAUGGAGACGCCUUCACCUCAAGCAGAGGCUUCUGUGCCUCAUCAUCCCGAGGAAGCUGGACAAACAUCCAAGAAGUCACCACAUAGAUCGCAUGGAUCAAAGCAGAAACUGUCCAGGGAGGAAGAAGAAUUGUGUCACAAUGAGGACAGCAAGAAGAAUUCUUUGAAUCAGGUGCAAGAAGAACCAGAAAAUGCUCCAGUCAGUAAUAGUUCAGCGAAUGCUGAAGUAACACAGACGGGUUCACCUCAAGCAGAGGCCUCUGCACCUCCUGAACUUGUGAGCAGACAGAGUACUUUUGUAGAAGAAAGUUCUGAAGACGAAGACACGAUUGCUUCCCGAUAUUGUGUGCGAUUUAGGAAUUCAGACAAGAACUAUACCUAUCCUGCAAUUCCUCAAGUGAGGCAGAAGCACAUCCAUCUAAAAAAGUAGAGGAAGAAACAUUAAAGGAGGGAGUGUAGAUAUUUUCAAGUUUUGGCUAGAUGGAAGAAGAUUUUGGAGUUUAGAACUGAUGUUUUCAGAAGGUUGGAUCGUCCCACCUUAGUUGGUUAGGGGCUUGGUCUCGAAUGCUCCCCUUUUGAGAUCUUACUGGCUAUGACUGGAGCCAAAAAGAGGAACCGGCCCCAAGCUGUGGACCUAAAUCUUAAGGGGGCUCGAACCGGCCCAUUUUUCUGUUAAUUAUUUGUCCUUGGUGGGUAUAGAAAGGCUUAGAUGGUGUGCUGUGCCCACUUACCAGGUUUAGUGGUAUUAGAUGGUGUACUGUGCCCACUUACCAGCUUUAGUGGUAUGCUAGUCAACAAUGGUAAUUUUUGUCCUUUUAAUGGCACGUUGUCCUUGUAAUUUUUGGAUUAAUGUGGGUAUAAAAAGGCUUAAAUAGUUUAGUAUGCU